UGGCGAUCAUAACAGAAACACAAAAUUUGUCAGCUGUGAAAUGUAUUUUGUCGCGUGGUUUGUGAAUAUAUAUUUGUUUAUUUAAAUUGCAAUAUAAUUUAUGUAGUUAAAAUGGAUUCGUUAAGUUCUCGAGUGUUCAUUCUGAACGGACAACCAUUUAUUCUUCAGCAGAACAACAUCAAUUCAAUUAGCAACAUAAGUGGAGAUAUUUUACAACAUGCACUACAAGACGUUGAGAACUCACCUAGUGUUCCAUCUCAGGUAGAUUCCGAUCAUUUUAUCCAGAAUGUACAGAGUACAGAAGAAGAUAAUUGUGUUGAUGAAUUGGUGGCUUUUAAACAGAGCAAUGGAGAUGAACAGUCAACAAUACAUCUCACUGUUAAACAAGCUCUUGAGCUGGGAAUUGAAUUUAACGUGUGUGACGUUGACCUACCUUCAAACACAUCUUUCUCAACUGGCGAUAAAGAGAUAAGUAUUGACAAAGAGCAGUUUAUCUUCUCCAAAGAUCCUUCCGAGAAUAUCUGUCUGUUUAAUGACAGUAACAACGAUACAAGCAACGUAAAAGAUGAUAAUUUUAAUCUCACAGAGCAUGAUAUAGUUUCUUCUGAUGAUAUUUCCAAACUGAAACUAGAUGCCAACAUCAUUGAACAAUUGAAUGAAACAGUUAAUCCACAAAUUACGUUAGUUCCCCAUGUUCACAACGGAACUAUCACUUACACUUUACAAGUUAGUAGUAAACCUGAUACCGACGAAUUAUCCACUAAUAAUGUGUCUUCUUCAAAAGAUUCAACACACAUGUUGCCAAUUGAAACAACUGCCGGUGAUUCUUCUUUUGAUUUGUCAAGUUUGACCACUCAAUCUCUAGACCCAUCUACAUUAACAAUGCCCCCAAUGUCGUUAUCAAUAGCAGACACUAACAAUCAGAGUGACAGUGUAGCUUACAUAACAAACUCAAACAACAUUCUCUCAGGAACUCAAAACGCAAUCAAUGACAACUUGGUGGUCUAUGAGAAUGAACCGUUACCAGGAAUGAUUGAUUCUCAGAUGUUACCGAAUAAGUAUCAACGGUUUGUAAGGUUGAGUCCGAAAACUAACCUCAACUCAGACACAAAAACAUCGUCGGCGCUGUUUGUGAACUCUCCCACUACGCCAACUGUAGAGCCUAUUCCAUUAAUUACUUCAGUAACGUCCAGUCAACCAGCUUCAAAUAGAACUUCAAGUGCAAACUCAUUUGUGUUGAACGGUGAUCAAGUGAAGGUGCAAACUUUGAAUAUUCCUGAGAAUGGAAACAGGAUUGUUCCUGUAAAGCCGUUCCUACUUCCCAAAGGCCUUCCUAAGGAAGUAUCGAAGAUAGUGGCCCGAUUCCAGGCGACGUCGGACGCUAGCGAGAAGGUAGGCACCAAUAAGAACCCGAUCCAAUUGGUGCAGCAGGGAAAGACAUUCACAACGGUGCAGACGCUGUCCAGCAACCAGCUGCGGAACGUCGCCUCCGUCCUCUCGAAGAACAGCUUCGACCUCACCCAGGCUGACCCCUCCGACAAGAACGUCGUCUUCGACAAGAAGACCAACACCAGGAUUAUAUAUAGAAUGGUGUACCCAGAAGACCUCCACUUGAAGAAGCCGUCAUCAUCACCAGGCGACUCGACCAAGAAGAGGGGUAGACCUCUGAAAGGGACUAGCAAGGGUGAUGGGGAGGCCUCCCCCACCACCACAACCCCUCCCGCGCCUGAGGAGCCUCCUCGCAAGAAGGUAGCGCUGCCGCGUACGCGAUCGGGUCGCCUGUCGCGACCGCCCCGCCACAUAGUGCGCGACUACAAACGCAUCCGACGACGGCAGUCGGACGACGAAAACUCCUACAGCGACUAUCACAGCGACGAUCCUGAGGACCAAGACACGUCAGCCGACUCUCACCAAAUCCAUCUGUUGCCAGGCUUAGCGGAGACGAAAAAGCGUCGCAUCUCAUCCAGCUUUCGGUGUCCAAAGUGCAACAAAGUCUACCUGGGCUUUCCCAAAAUGGAGAACCACUUCUUCAAGUACCCCGAUCAUCGGCCCCCCGCUACAAGUGAAUCCGCUCCGCCCCCCCAGGCCCCCUCAGGCGUGUCAGGGGUGGAGCAGUCGAGAGGAUCGGGAGGAGGAGGAGGAGGAGGAGGAGGAGGUAGUUUUUCAAAGAGAAAGUUGAAGCGUCGUUCGCUGGCCAGUAUUAAGCCUGAUGAACUCAGAGCUCAUCUUAAACAGUUGCUAGACCUGUGCUCAUUGACUGAACUAGUGGAGGUUGUGGGUCCCGUUUUGGCUAGCGUGCUAUCAGCCUGGCAGCUACUGUUGCUCAGGGUGGACGCUGUGACGUCAUCACAACAGCAGUCAGUGACGUCAUCACACCAACAGUCAGCAACGCCAUUACACCACCAGACUGUGACGGCAUCACACCCACAACCGGUGACGUCAACUCAACAUCAGCCUGUGACGUCAUCCCAACAUCAGCCAGUGACGUCUACACAUAAUCAGCCGGUGACGUCAUCUCACCACCAGUCUGUGAUGACAUCACAUCAACCAGUGACGUCAUCUAACCACCUGCCAGUGACUUCAUCAAUUCGUGCGCAUGUGCUUUGCGACCAGAUUAAGACGCUGCUUGCCAGUUUUGGCAACCUCUUUCAGCCAGUCGACAAUGUUGAUCAGUGUACUCUGGAUGCAGCUACGUUCGAGAUGAAGGACGUGUCGAUCAGUUCUAUGCUUGGCAUACCGUGCGGGACCUAUAAGGUGGACGAAGAUCUGCUCAAAGUCGACAAGAUGCUGACUCACCAGAAGCAGCCAGCCGACACCGAUAGUGGAGUCGGUGGACUGAGCGACGCAGCGGUCACCCAUCCAGUGGCGGACGUGGCACACGUCGCUUCACCUGCUGUUAUAACCACGCAACAGCAGAAGUGCAGCAAGGAUGACCAAGUCAGCACUAAUGAGGUGAAUAUUGUACAAUUCAAUUCAUACUGUCAGCAUAUUGUCAUACUGUCAUCAAUGCUUUCCUUCCAUUCAAUUAGUGCUAACAACUUGAAGUGAAUCUCACUGUAAUAA
Molecule: messenger RNA, 3063 nt
Organism: Nilaparvata lugens (brown planthopper)
Lineage: Eukaryota; Metazoa; Arthropoda; Insecta; Hemiptera; Delphacidae
Exons: 9
Coding region: 112-3048 (978 amino acids)
Source: RefSeq, a predicted model, not a curated record